AUUUCAGGUCCCUUUGGUUAGGCUCUGGUUCCCAAACAAGUCAGAUGUUCUGGUCCACGUCAAUAGUCUCAUUGUAAAAAAGUCCACCUCAAGAGUCUCGCUGAAUUUAGUGCGAGAAAACAACUCACUUUCUUACAAGAUCAAGCAACAAAUUAUUCCAUCCUUAAACAGUGUACACUGCAAUCGUGGUAAAAUCAAGAUUAAGGGGUUAUCGUUUCAUGUUUAUAUAUGAUGAAAAGCCACGUUUUAUAAAUCAAGUCCAACACCUUUGCAUUUAAUCUAGAAAAGCAUGCUCCUAUGGCAAUAAAUGGGUGUCUGCAAAUUUUCCCCUUGGCUCACAAAAGAGUUUUGGAAACUGUCUGCCACUCGCAAUUAGUUACGCAAGCAACCAAAGCGCACCAAAUCCGAAAUUCUGCAGCAGGCAAGGGAGAUUAAGAUAGGGGCUUUUAGCGCUGCAGCAUAAGGACCAAUCCUGAAAUAGGCCCAGAUGAAAACUUUCCUUGACAGUGGCGUACCCAAGGGGGGAAUGGGGGGUCCGGACCCCCCACUUUUCUAAAAUAUGGACCUCGAGAUUUGUCCAAAAACGAUGUAAAACGAUGUAGCAUACUGUAUGCUUGUGUCAAUAACAAUUGUAAAAUGCUUUGCUAUUUACCGUAGCUAACAUAAAUCAAAAAAUGGGGGAAAAUUUUGCAAAAAGGGCGUUUCCCCGCAUUUGCGAGUGUUUGAAGGGCGUGGUCCCAAAAAUAUUUCUGGGGGCUACGCCCCAGACCCCCCCCCCCCUGUUGCAGCCCUGGGUACGCCACUGUUCCCUGAAGUUUCCCUAAAGCUGAAUAGACCUAGCAAUAGGGUACUGCGGCAUCAGGUCCAAUUAUAGACAGAGAAUUUGUUGUGGAAGAGGAUUUGGUGUGAGAGUGUUUGCCAAGCCAAUGAGGUAUUGCUCGUCGAACACUCUCUUGUUUGUCGUUUGAGUUGCAUUGCAGUAACGGUGUGAUAGUAAUGUCUUUGAUGGUAUGUUCCGGGCUGCAAAAGUGUUCUACAACGCCAGACUUGUCUACUUUUUUGUUAACAAUGUCUCGUCUGUGUUCAUUAAAUCUGUCUUUCAAUCGUCUGCUUGUUUGUCCGAUGUAUUGGCAGUUCUCAUGUCCGUUGGUUAAACAGCGUUUGCAUUGUAAUGCGAGAGUAAUGCUAGUAGAGUUGCAGUCUAGUCUUUGUUUUAUGUAGCAGUUUUUGACAUUGUUAGUAGAGUUAAAUGUAGUUGUUCUGGACUGCAUUUCCUUUUUAUGGGGGCUUCAUUGUCUUCAGUCCAUUCAAACGCACGGUUGAAGGACAAUUUGUAGACCUAAACUUUGUCCUCGUACUUUUUUCCCUUAUUUUUACUGUUUCUGCUCCACGAAUAAAGCAUCGAUUAUAAAAACUAAACUUAUAGUAUUCGACGUGCGUGAAAUGUCGUUGCUGCCAAAUUGUUAUCCUAUAUGUUGUACAAUGUCUUGCUCGGAGAACUACGUGCAAAACGAUGGUGAUCCUGAUUCGGUUACUUUUUCCACUUAUAAACGGAGUAGUACAAGUUUCUGAAAACUUUGCUAAGACCCUAGUAAAUGCUUAGUUGCUGUGUUGAUGCUCAGCAAUUUCCUUCACAUUUUUUUCCAAUCAUUGAAAAGUUUUAAUGGUUUUUAAAUGUUUCUUAUUAAAACUUUCCUGUAAAGACGUGGCAAGCGAUCCAUAGCUCAACUGGCUGAAGACAACUAACUCGACUCAAAAAGUAUCUAGUACAUUAAGUUAUAUUAUGAAAUUUAUUUUGGUAUUUAGGUAGUUUGAUUUCUUUGCGUCAAACUUCGCACGUCAGAUUGCGCCAGAAAGCCACAUUUCAGUUGCAUAGUUUUUUGUUUAGUAAAGUUUUGUGACUACGUUAACGACCAUCGCAACCUUUUUCUACGCGUUUCUACCGAAGUAAAAGGAUAGAGUCAGAUUGCGCCAGAAAGCCACAUUUCAGUUGCAUAGUUUUUUGUUUAGUAAAGUUUUGUAACUAAGUUAACGACCAUCGCAACCUUUUUCUACGCGUUUCUACCGAAGUAAAAGGAUAGAUACCAAUAUGGCCUUAAAGGACACUGAAACGAUACAAUCAAUUCAAACACUGACCUUCCCACACGAUAAAAACAAUGAUACUUAGCGGGUCUGGCAAUCCUUUGUAUUCCACGGCAAUAUUUUUACCGCUUAGUUUCACAUGAUCUGCUGUUUUGGAUAUGUAUUAAAUUCUUUUCUGUUGUAUCACUCGACAAUUGUGAAGUACAGUGAAACAUCCUUGAGACGGAGGGACUUGAAAGCAGAAAGUCAUAAAUGUUUCACUGAACAGUGUACACGUAUAUCAGAGUCUUUAGAGGGCUAUGGAAAACAAGCAAGUCGACAUAAGUUUGAAGCUAGAAAGGAUUGGUUUUGGAAAAUUCCAAAUUGUUGCUCUAGCGAUUUUGUGCCUGAGAUACUUUUCGUAUUCAUCCACAACAAGUCUUGUCGCAAUUUUGGAGCCGUAUCUUCGAUGCCAUUGGAGCCUUAGUUACAUUAACGCAGCAUGGAUUGUUCUACCAGAAGCCUUUACGAAGAUUAUAGGAUCGAUUUUGCUUGGUAAAUUGUCAGAUAUAUAUGGUCGACGUAAGAUUUUGAUUCUGGCUUCUGUUGCGAAUUCGUAUUUGGCCUUACUUUAUUCGUUGUCAUCAAGUGUCUUAUUGUUGUCCACAAUUCGCGGAUUUAUCGGUCUUGUGUCCUCAAGCACUUUAAUUAUUUUUACAUAUACAAUGGAAAUUUUGCCACUAUCUGGACGUAAGUUUAUGUCACUGUUUGAACUCGCGUUUUGCCUUGGAUGUGGAUAUGGGAUUGUAGUUGCUGGCGUUACAUUAAAGUAUCUAAACUGGAGAUGGUUUGAUACUUUUGCAGAAACAAUACCAAUUGCGUUGUCAACAUUUCUAGUCUUUUACUUGCCAGAAUCCCCCAGAUAUCUUUCAGCUGCAGGAAAACGUGAAGAAGCCGAAAAGUCUCUGGAAAGGAUAGCUGAAAUGAACGGGUGUGAAAAAGGAUAUGUUCCAUUGGGAGAAGCCUGUGCCGAAGCUGAAUACCAAGAAGAAGGGGCAAAGAGAAAACUUGAAUCUGAAUGCAAACUUUCAAGGAGAGAAUUAGCAGAAAGAAUAGCUUUGCUUUCACUUUUGCAGUUUUACGGAGAUGUUGUCUCUGGAACGAUGCGCUUUGGGUCAAUGCAGUUUGGUGAAAAUUCUGAUGUUUUGGGAUGUGGAAAAUGUUUUCAAAAUCUAACGUACAAAUACCGUUGGUCUGUGGAAACAGCUGUUUUAUUGUCCUUUGUUGCGUCUUAUUGGUUGUUGAACAAUGUAACAAGAAAGCUUACUUUGAAGAUUUUGGUUGUUUACCUUGCUGUUUGCCUCGUACCAUUUUACUGGCCUCUGCGUGGCUGGCCGCUGCUUAUGGCACUAGCUUUCACAGUCCUUGGUUCUUCGACGCUUAAUAAUGUUUUGUUAGUUUACAGAGCAGAACUCAUUCCUACAUCCUCUAGGACGUUUGGGUGCGGCUUAUCUGACGCUUUUGGCCAGUUUGGUAUUAUGUUUGGUCAAAUCAUCGCACUUUACCUGUAUCAUGUCAGUAUUCCUCUGUCUUUUGGCCUUGUGCAUGGCCUCACAGUAUUGUGCUUUGUUGCUGUGUUUACAGCCCUCAUAGAGACAAAGUAUGAUUUCUUAACGUGACAACGUACAUAUUUUCCUACUUCCAAUGUCAUUACUACCCAAUACUUAGUCAGCUAAAAAAAUAUUUCAUUACUUCUCAAUUAGAAGCCAGAGAUUCCCAAUAUUUAGUCGGGUCAUGCCAGCAUUCCCCGUGCAUUAACAAGGCAUUGCUAUAAUUUAUGCAAUCAAUCCAGGCCCCAUUUCUGUAGUGAAUGAAUAAUUUUAUUUCUAUAUUAGUUACUUAAUCAGAUAGUUACUUGAUUUAUAAAAAGAUGUCUUUGUCCAUCAGUGAGUUACUGCCCUCGUUGCUCAUCUCUUUUCAAGCAAGAGGUAUCGAAGGUUAAGUUGGUAUGCUGAUUUUGCUAUUUGUGACAACCCAGACAGCCUGGACCAGGGAGGUAGUCGUAAAAUUUUAACAAGGGGGGCUCUAUGCAGUGGUGGCGCCAGCUAUCAAAGAGACCACGCCUUUUUUGCCUCGUUUCAGUGCUUUGUACCAGGGUAACUUUCCUAAGGAAAUUUGGUCUACUUGUCAAGUAGAGUCACAUGACAAUCAGAGUCACAUGACAAUCACAUGACAUUCGUAAUUGCUUAUUAAUCGCUUUUGACAUUCUUAACGAGCUUACUGCUGAGUUAUGUUAGUUUUCGUGUAAAUACUAAAAUGUUAUGUAUAUAUUUCGCUACUAAACACACACUGUCUCUUCUCUGGCUACUUAAAAUCCUAGAUCUAAGGAGGACGACGCAAAAAUAUCAGAAUAACUUUUCAAAAGUUCAACAAGUUGAACGUUUUCUGCAACUGUUGGUGUAGGGCUAGACAAAGAUUUAAACUGCAUAUAUAGAUCUUUAAUAGGCUCAGAAGUCGUAAAAGACUGCGGGCUAAAUUGAGUCUGUGAAGGAGCUUCUUUUGUGGAAAACUCGUUAUCAAAAAUUAACGCAAUAAUAUCGUCAGGUGACUUUACUUGUUCAAAUUUAUCAAUGACAGAGCACUUGUAUAAAAUAACAGGCGUGUCCAAAGGGUUCAGCAAACGAAAAGAUACCUCACCAAGUGCUGUUGU
This is a messenger RNA of Rhopilema esculentum, 4771 nucleotides long. Its product is annotated as synaptic vesicle 2-related protein-like. Gene Ontology annotation, cellular component: membrane. The record is from RefSeq and is a predicted model, not a curated record. Gene Ontology annotation, biological process: transmembrane transport. NCBI's taxonomy places the organism in Eukaryota, Metazoa, Cnidaria, Scyphozoa, Rhizostomeae, Rhizostomatidae. Gene Ontology annotation, molecular function: transmembrane transporter activity.